This is a messenger RNA of Trichobilharzia regenti, 3062 nucleotides long. NCBI's taxonomy places the organism in Eukaryota, Metazoa, Platyhelminthes, Trematoda, Strigeidida, Schistosomatidae. The record is from the annotation of a GenBank genome assembly.
CACACCAGUCAGUGUACAGCAUACAUGAUAGUACAUUUAACUAUCUCACAAAUGAUUGUUAAUACAUUUGUGUAUGUGGGCAUGUUAGUGUAUACAGUGCAUACAUACAUGAAAGGAGUUAUUAUAUGUAUGUGUCUACCUGUGUAUGUAUUGUUUAAUUUCAGUGUUGGAAAUUUUGAACAAGCUGUGUUUCGGCACUAAAACAUGCCUCGAGGAUAUCCCAUUGAAUUCCGCCAUUAAUUAAACAGAAUAACUAUUGUCAAAAAGUCCUCUCAGCACAGUAUGAUACUUUCUACAUGAACAUUAUUUCUGAUUUUCUGUAAAAAAUGUCAAUAAAUUUUAACAAAUUAUUUAUACAAGAAAUCCUAUCACGACGAGAAUCUUCACAUGCUCUUGAUUUAAAUGAUGAAGGUCUCAAGAUAACUGAGGAAUCGGUUUACUCUGGAGAUGAUAACGAAGGCGAUGAUGACGAUGAUGAGUAUGACAGUGAACAGGAAGAUGAUAAUGAAAAUUCCAGUGGUGAUGAAGAUUAUGACGACGAUGAUGACGGUGAUGAUGACGUCGAUGAUGAUAUUGAGGAGGAUAAUUCACCCCACAUGUCAGAUGCAUCAAAUUAUGCUGAUACUGAGGCAAACAAAAACACUAAUCAUAAAUCUAGAGCCAAAAUCAAUACAGGUGAACAUUCACAGAAGCGAAGGCUUAUUUCCGCCUUAGACAAUCUACGAUUGGCUGUAGAUAAACAGGCCAAACUACAGGCUGUGGUGAAUGGUUAUCCAAGUGAAGACCUCCCUCAAGACUAUUCUAGAACUUUAAAAUUACAUUCAGUUAAAGAGGUUAGCCCUAAUCCUGAUUCCGUAAAACAACAAACUGUGGUUGAUUCUCAUCCUAAUCCUCCUCCCCCUCAACAAAGUCUUAAUCACCAUCUAGAACUUCCUUUAUUGAAUGAUAAAUAUGAAUCUAAAAGGUGCACAGAAGUUGAAGAUGAACACAAAGGAGAAGAAACUUCAGAUUCAACUAUUAAACAUGAUCAAAUGAAAUCAUUACAUAAGCAAGUGAAAAAACAAGGUCAGUAUACUGCGAUUACUACUACUACGGAUAUAUCAGUACCUAUUGUGGAUAAAGAAGCCUUAGCCUUCAGAAGAAAUGAACGAUUGUCAAAAAGAAAAGAAAGAGUAUCUGUACAGAUUCGUGUGGUAUUCUUGAAAAUUGGUGAAAUUGACACAUUGAAAGAGAUUUAUCAUGCCGACGCGUUUAUUCAAGCCAAAUGGAGAGAACCACGUUUAGAUGGUAAGACAGAUGAGUGUCUACGUAAAAUAGACUUACAACGCUGUUGGAAUCCUCUUAUACUAAUUGAUAAUAUAUUGAGUGAAUCAAAAGAACAACACUGGAUUAUGACAGAGAAAACUGAAAAUGGUGAAAUUUAUAUUGUUGAACGUCGCCGACUUAGAGGUGUAUUCUUAGAGACAUUAGAAUUAAACGAUUUCCCAUUAGAUGUACAAGAUUUAACUAUCACUCUAACGUCUGAACGACCAGAAUCUGAAGUUCAACUCAUUCCAGACAAAAAUGAACCGUGUAGGAUAAAUUUGCAGACGCUUGUUGAUCAGCAGGAAUGGAAGCUACACGAACAUAUCGAAAUAACACGACGUUCUGCAACUCAAGAAUAUACACACUCAAGUCAAAGUCAUCCAUGUAUUUCAGUGACUUGUAGAGCAGCACGUAGACCUGGUUAUUUCUAUUGGAAUGUCUUUCUGAUUAUGUUCUUUAUUACUGGACUGUCAUUUGCUACAUUCGCUGUGCCGCCAGAACGACCUGAAAACAGACUUCAACUAUCAUUUACACUAUUUUUAACUUCUGUCGCCUUCAAAUUUGUUAUCAAUCAAUCAUUACCAAAAAUUUCUUACUUAACCUACAUGGAUAAAUAUGUUCUAAUGUCGCUAGCCAUACUAUGUGUUGUUAGCGUAUGGCAUGCUGUAGUAACAUUGAUUCCAAAUGAUGCAGAAUUUGAACAGCUUACAACAAAAAAUCUUUUGAAGUCAACUGAUCCACAGUUCUCUUUUAUGAAACGUUAUAAAGAAUUAACAUUUGCAAACUCAGCCGCUUUCAAUAGAACGUCUGAACGAACAGAUAAUCUAGGUGACGUCAGUAUCCAGAAAAAUAUUAGUUUAUUACAAAAGAAACCAGCAACAAGUAGCAAUUUAGCUGUUUCUCUGGAGAAUGAAGGAUCCAGUGAUGCUGGGAAAUCGUCCAGAUUAUCACAACAAUUGAGUCAACAAACAUGGAUUGCAUUAGCCUUACAGUCAAAAAAUCAUGAACAGCAAAAACGCAGAUUAAUGAUGAGAAUUGAACGAGAUGUAUUCGUGUCUUUCUGUGUACUGUAUGUACUUGCUCAUUUGACAUUCAUAUUUUGGUUAUAUUUUGAUGCCAGUAGACGUAGAAGAGAAAUGGUUGAACGGGAUAGAUUGUAUAAGCUUGAUUCCACACUGUAUUUUUCGUACAAGUAUGGAAUUUUCAGCAUGGAUAUCGGUAGCCCAAAUUUUGCAGGCCGACCAUAGAUAUCAGGUGUUCGUCGGCGUGGGCUCGAACCCCGGACCAUGUGCAUGGUCGGCGAGAGUCCUAACCACUGUGCCACCGACGCACAGAAAUGUCUACAAGCUUCAAAAGCAUUAUAAAAUUUCAGAUGAAUAUUGAUGACUGAAUAGGCGAGUGAAUUCAAAAACAGAAGAUUUUUAUCGUCAAAAAGUUGCCUAUCUAUCCUUAUUAGUAAACACAGCUGUAAAUGUUGUAUUAUCUAUCUACCUAUGUAUCUAUCUAUCUAUCUAUCUAUCUAUCUAUCAGCUUACACUCUGAUUAGCCUACAGUUUCUUUUUUUUGGAAUGUUUGAAUUGUUCAAAAUUUUGAGCACUGAACAUUGGACAGCAAAAUAGAGAACCUUUUGUUUUGCAAUAACUAACUGCAUGAUUGACUGACUGAAUAGAUUUAUAAAAUAACACAAAAAGUCAAUGAACUUUGUAUAAUUACGUUUUGUGUUUUGCGAAAUGAUAUAUAUAUAUAUAUAUAUAUAU